AUGUGGCCUAAAGGACCAUUUAGUCGAUCGCGACGGCCGGUUGGCAACAACCCCACACUGGAUGAUAUGACGAACGUCUCGGCUUCUGCGGAUCCCUCGCUGGUCAACAAGUACUCGUACGCAAAGGACCUGCCCGCCUUGCCAAGCGCGUCAAGUUCCUCGUUGCCCCAACAGUCCGCAACAACCCUGCCACUCCCGCAGGGUGGUCUUGACGACAAGAGACACUCCGCCGUCUCCCCAACAGACGUGAUAGUGAAAGCAGCUUCUGCGUCUCGCCGAUCAACGAGACGGAUCAACCUAUUCAACAUAACCGCAAUAACUCUCGGACCUCUGUCAAUGCGCCGCUCCCCCCAACUCGAUGCUUCCCCCUUGGCUCCGGAACCCGCACAGCCUAUGCCAAAGGCUGUGCAAUUCGCGACUCACGAAGAUCAAAUCCAACCUGUGCGCUGGGACGAUUACUUAGGAGAACCGACCGACAGCAACAAUGGCAAAACAAGUCAGGUGAACCCGCGUAACACUACUUUUCACAAGCCCUCCGGAUCACACGCAUCCAAUUUCCUCCACGGGGUUCGAGAGCAACUCCAAACCAAGAAAAAGCUCGCACAGGCUCGCAACCGGAUCAGCAGUUUUUCCAAAAACGAACCUCCUACGCAGAAGGACGCGCGAGGCAGAUCAUCGUCACGCGUGCUCCCUUUAUCAGAGCAUUCCGGUAACCACUCUGGCACGAGAGACGCAAGUCCCCAAUUAAGCAAUGCGCUGGGAUUCAUGCCGACCACCGUAACGACGAUCACUGGUGGUGGUCCCCCCAAAACGUUGCCAGAGAGACCAGCCACGGAGUAUGCCCACUCGAGCAAAUCCCGAGCAUAUCCGGAACAAUCCGAGCAGUUAGAGCAACGAAAUCGAGACGAAAGUAGUUUUGUCGACACCAUACCCGAGAAUAUGAUGAGGCCAGCCAGCCGUGGCGCCAGAAUUCAGCCCACCAUGAAUACUUACGGUCCAAACGACAGCCCGGGUGAUAGCCCGCGCGAAAGCUUUCAGCUCGACCCAAAGUCUACGGAUGACGUUCCGAUUAUGUCUAGACGACGACCAGUCCCUAUCAAUAUUCCAGGCAUGCCGGUCUCUAAAAAGCCUGUACGGAAACCCACUCCCUCGGAGGUAACCCAGGAGCCGACAUUGACUGUUCAGAAUCCGAUGAAGGAUGAGCCGAAGGAUGCAGUGGGCCGGAUCGAGUCUCUGGAGGCCAAACGGGAUGAACUCGCGAAACGCAGACACAACCUGGAAACUGUCAUCCAUGAGUUAACCCGGGUGAUCCAGCCCGGUUCCUUUGUAUAUGACGUGGCCGCGAAGGCCGAAGUGAAGAAGAGUGUGCAAAGCAUCGAGAAUGAGAUUGCGGAAAUCAAGCGCGAGGAGCACGAGCUUGGCUUGAAGGUCGCGCGAGCGUGGAGACGGUUGGAUGAGAAGGAGAAUAAUGGUGAUGGCAGUAAUCUUUGGAUCAAGCGCGUCACGAGUUGA
Molecule: messenger RNA, 1512 nt
Organism: Penicillium cosmopolitanum
Lineage: Eukaryota; Fungi; Ascomycota; Eurotiomycetes; Eurotiales; Aspergillaceae
Exons: 3
Coding region: 1-1512 (503 amino acids)
Source: RefSeq, a predicted model, not a curated record